Contarinia nasturtii (swede midge) is the source of this 3016-nucleotide messenger RNA. Its product is annotated as histone-lysine N-methyltransferase eggless-like. The transcript is spliced from 7 exons. Gene Ontology annotation, cellular component: nucleus. NCBI's taxonomy places the organism in Eukaryota, Metazoa, Arthropoda, Insecta, Diptera, Cecidomyiidae. Gene Ontology annotation, molecular function: histone H3K9 methyltransferase activity; zinc ion binding; protein binding. Gene Ontology annotation, biological process: negative regulation of gene expression; heterochromatin organization. Bases 210 to 2825 code for a protein of 871 amino acids. The record is from RefSeq and is a predicted model, not a curated record.
AAUAUUUAUAUUAAAUAGCGUUAUUUACUCUUUAUUUUUUGCUGACUGUGUAAAAUUAAACUUAAGAAAGAAUACAUGUCUGACAAAAUGAGUUCCGUGCAAAUACAUUAGCUAGAGCAACGAUAUUUGCGUAAAUUUGAAAUAGAAUUAGAAAAUUUAUAGCAAAUCUCAUAUCAAUUGACUGAAAUAACGUACAAAUAGUCACCAGAAUGGAAUUUGAUUCGGAUGAAAGCAGAAAGCCAUCAGAAAUCAGCUGUUCAAAGUCAUUAGGCAUAAGUAGAUCAAAUGAUCAUCGGAAUAAGAAAGCAAACAUUGGAGCACCUGUGAGUUCAGAAGAGUCAAACGAUUCAGCGUAUUACACAGGCGGUGCGGUGUCACCAUCUCCUCCAUUGGCUAGCCCAAAUCUUGAUACUAAAGACACGAAAGUUGCUGACACAGAUUCAGCGAAUCGACGACCAAAAAUGCAAUUCUAUGCAAAUAUUACCUGUGAUCCGCAAUAUAUUGGGCCGUGGCAACCCGUUACCUACAUAAAAAAAAGUACCAAUCCAAAAGCUGUUAUGAAUACGGCCGAGACAAUUGUCAUCAAUGACAGUGACGACGAUGACGAUGUAACUGAUGUCAAACAUUCAGUGGUACAAUCAAAAUUACCGGAUAUAGACGUAAUAAGUUUAAGUAGCGACGAAUCCGACGACGAUGAAAAUAGUGAACCAAUGGAAUACUACGUGGUCAAAUGUCUUGAUGGCACAAUUAAAACAAUUCCACAUCAAUACAUAGCAAAUGCAACCGAACCAGCGCCGACCCAUAAAUUGCAGAUGAAAACAAGAGUUAUUGCGCGCCGUCAACAGGGAAUGUUACCAUGUGCACGCAUUGGUGACGAAUACUGUCAACUUUAUAAAUGUGAUGAACGAGAUUUUUAUGCCGGUAUUAUCAGCAAUUACUCCUAUUUCGAGAAUGAUACAUGGCAUCAUUUGGUAUUUUUUGAUGAUGGGCACGUUCAAUACAUACCUGUACCAAAGAUUCGGCCCGUUUUUGCCAAAUACAGUCACAAACAUGUUCACAAAAAUGGACGAGAAUUUUACGAGUACUAUUUCAAAAGUCGAUUGGCUGAAAUCGUUGGCCAAGAAGGUGGUUAUAUUCGUUGUUUUUUGAACGGUGAAUUUGAAUUGGCCAACAUUGUUGAAUCGUGUCAAGAGAAACCGGGCGUUUUCUUGCUUCAUUUUGAGAAAUCAAGUUACGGCGAAUGGUUGUAUGUAGGUUCGCCCCGUUUGGAGCCGGUUUGGAAUGCAAUUAUCAGAAAUGAUAAGCUUAAACGAUUUUAUCAUGCGAACACAACAAUGAUUGAAGUUUCAUCAGAUAGCGAAGAAGAUGAAGAAUUUCUAUCGCCGAAAAAGUAUAAAAUGCCGAUAGAAGCAACAGAUUUGUCACAGGAAAUUGUUGUAUGCUCACCAAAGGAUCUCAUUAAAAAUUAUAAGCCAGGAAUAAAACUCGAUCGUCGACACAUCUGCAAUCGGAAAUGUGUAGAAGAAUAUGAAGAAGAUGCCAAAAUAUUCGAAUUCGAUCCAUUAAAACGUCCAUUGUUGGCCGGAUGGAAGCGGCCAACUACCGGUCUCUGUCAUUACGUUACGCCAUGCGGUAGACCAUUUAAUUCGAUUGAUGCCCUACACAAAUACUUGCUAACUACCAAAUCGAAGCUAACGAUCGAUUGUUUUACAUACUCUCCUUACAUCGAUGUCUUGACUGAAGUAAGAACCGCAAGUGAAAACAUGGAUUAUCUCAAUAAUUUGGUGUCUGGUGGCUGGAGAGAAAAUCGACCCAUACCCGUCGUAUCGAUAAGUAAAAAUAAGCCCGAUUUCGAUGAAUAUGUGACGCGAUACAUACGUAAUCCUCGAAGCAAAAAAGUACCCGCAAUAUUAAGUGAAGAUCAUAAUCCGUUUCUUAGUAGUUGCAAUUGUGAUGAUGACUGUUCGGAUAAAUCAAAUUGUUCGUGCUGGAAACUUACGCAAAAUAAUUCAAACACAAGCAUUGGCUACAACUUUAAACGCUUGGACAAUCGAAUCGCCACGGGCAUCUAUGAAUGCAAUUCGAAUUGUAAAUGUUCUAGCCGUUGUUUGAAUCGUGUUGUCAAAGCUCAAGUUGAACAAAAAUUGGAAUUGUACGAAACAAAGGAUCGCGGCUAUGGAAUUCGUUGCCAAACCGAUUUACCAAAGGGCACAUUUGUGGCUUGUUAUUUUGGCGAUUUACUACAUGGAAAAACUGCCGAUGAGCGUGCAAUGAAAAAGGUUGGAUCGAUUUACGGCGAUGAAUAUUUUAUGCAAUUGGACCAUAUUGAAGUUGCCGAACAGUAUAAAGAUGGUUACGAAUCAGACGUUGAAAUACCAGAGGACCUACUGGAAGUACCAGAUGAACUACUGGAAACACCACUAAAACGAAUGAAAUUGGACGACUCGAAGAAACGAUUUCAACGUUUUAAAUCAAAAGUGGUUCUUCCAUAUUUUCCGGACAUUCUGAAGAAAAGAGAAAAGACAGAGGACACACAACGAACAUCACUGUUUGGUGAAAAUGCCGUUGAAUUCGUGGUGGACGGUCGUUAUCGUGGGAACAUUAGCCGAUUCUUUAAUCACUCAUGUUCACCUAAUCUAUUUUCGCAAACGGUAUUCAUUGAUACUCAUGAUUUGCGAUUUCCAUGGCUCGCAUUUUUUACCGCGUUUGAUAUUAGGGCGGGUACUGAAUUGACAUGGGACUACAACUAUUUGGUUGGCAGCAUUGUUGGUCGUGAAAUGGAAUGCAAAUGUGGAGCACCAAAAUGCCGCAAACGAUUGCUUUAGAAUUAAGUACAAAAAAAAAUUUCCCACCAAACAUAAUACUGAAGAAGAAGAUAAGAAGAAGAUUACAUAUAUUUACAAUAUGACUGUUUUAUUUUUGUUGUUGAGCAAGAUGAAAACUGUACCUUAUUUAUUGGCUUUAUAUACACAACUGCCAAAGAGAAAAACGACUUUAUGAAUCGAAAUAAUUGAAU